AUGCAAAUUCGUCCCGAAAUAUCAGAAAAUAGUAGUAACUCUACCAAUUCUCCAGUCUCGCCUGGACCAACCAUUUCUUCUAACGUGUCUAAUGAUGAUUCCUCAAGAGCUAUCGGCUCUUCAUCUGAUCAAUACAAUGAUUCGUCUACUUCUUCCCAGACAACAGAUGGUCAUGAUGUUAAUAGUAGUGCUACGAAUGUGAGUUUUGGCACGUUUGAUGAUUUUAUUUACUCCAUUGAAACAAAUAAUCAAUCUUCCGUCGAAGAAAAUGCUGGUUUAAAAGGCCUUAACGACAAUAUGGACAAAAAUUUUUUUGACAAAGGCAAGACAAAAUUAGAUCAAUCAAAAACAUUCUUUGAUCACGAUAACAAUUUUCCUACAUUUUAUAAUUCGAAAAUCUCCGAGACAGAAGAUUUUAAUGAUUCGUUUGAACCUAAUCAACAAAAAGACCAUUUAUUGUCAUCUGUCGAAGAAAAUGCAAUUCCAAAAAAUCUUGGUGCAAAUAUCAAUAAAAAUUUAUCUGAUAAAGAUGAAAAUUUGUCUUCCCUUGGCGAUUCAAAAGUCCCUGAACACAAUGAUUCAGAAAGUUCGGAUGAUUUGUCUAAUAACGAGUCUAAAAAUAAAAAUAAAACAUUAGAUGACCUCAAAAAAACCAAGGAAGAUAUUUUAAAGAUAAUCUCCAAACGUGAAAAUUCCUAUAAUAAUCCAAAUGAUAAUAUUAGAAGUGGACAAAAUCUUUUGGAUUAUAUUCCGGGAUUAUAUCUUUUGUUAGAUUUAAAAAAAGAUGAAGGAUCAAAUGGUCUCGUUAACAAAAUAAUUAUAUCAAAGGAAUCAUUGGAAAAGUUUUGUAAUGACUUGGCUCCUAGUAGCUUUAAAUCUGCAUCAGAUAUUAAAUAUACAGAACUAAAUAGAGUAUCAUUCCAUCUUGUUGGGUGUUAUGGGAACUAUGAAUUGAUUGCAAAGCUGUUAUUAAUUAAAAAAACUAUUAACCGAAAAAUGUAUAAAUUGCUUGUAUCUUCAAAUAAAACUGGGAGCCCCUCUCUACAUUCAGGAAUUUAUUUGUUGAUUGUGAAUGUUAAUUUAGGUCUAGUAAUUCAUUGGCCUGAACCUGGUUGUUAUGAAGAUAAUGCAACUGAUCAACUAAAAAAAAAUAUGGUUAACUUUCAUAGGUAA
Messenger RNA from Entrophospora sp. SA101, 1173 nucleotides. Lineage: Eukaryota; Fungi; Glomeromycota; Glomeromycetes; Entrophosporales; Entrophosporaceae. The record is from the annotation of a GenBank genome assembly.